Messenger RNA from Aedes albopictus (Asian tiger mosquito), 2287 nucleotides. RefSeq names its product cytochrome P450 4c3. Gene Ontology annotation, molecular function: iron ion binding; monooxygenase activity; heme binding. NCBI's taxonomy places the organism in Eukaryota, Metazoa, Arthropoda, Insecta, Diptera, Culicidae. Bases 308 to 1951 code for a protein of 547 amino acids. The transcript has 3 exons. The record is from RefSeq and is a predicted model, not a curated record.
CCCCAUGCGCAAUCCGUUUUCGCUCCCUUCUGGAGAACCGGCCAAACCGCACAAAUUCUUGUAAGUAUUAUCCACAAUCCUUGCAGAAUGUCCGCUCAGUCUGCAGAACAGAACGCUCGGGAUCACAAGUGCCCAUCGCUGCUGCUGCUUUGGGAGACCUACCCCAACCCAACGAUUGUGUGUUUAUACUUGGAUAGCAAAGCAAGUCGCGUAACGCGCGUUUCGGAAUCAGAACGAUCGUCUGUAGCGUCGUCGGCGACGAGUUGUCUUACACACGCACGCGCGCGCGCCCGUCCGCCCACCCACAAUGAAGGAACCGUUGCUGCUCAUCAUAACGAUCGCGUCUCAGCUGUUGCACGCGGUGAAAGAAUUUCCCCUACCGGCCACGGUGCUGCUGGUCGUGGCGGCGAUCAUUGCCUGUUGGUUUAUCUCCAGUAGUGAUGAUAGUGAUUACUUGAAGACUUGGCUGUCGUGGAAAGGCGGAGAUGGUGGCGCGAAGAAAAGUGUCAAGUAUUAUCUGAAUCAGCUACCGGGGCCGCAGUGUGUUCCUCUGCUGGGCAAUUCGCUGCUGAUGGCAACCGAUCGGGAAGACAUGUUCAACCGCUUGACCACAGCGCGCAAACUGUACGGCCGCAAGCAGGGCAUUUGUCGCAUCUGGAACGGCCAGGUUCCGUAUGUGCUCAUCUCGAAAGCAGAGCCCGUGGAACGCAUUCUCAACAACAGCGUCAACAUCGAAAAGGGUCGAGACUACGGUUUCCUAAGGCCUUGGCUGGGGGAUGGGCUGCUCACGUGCCCCGGGACACGAUGGCACAAACGCCGAAAAGUGCUCAAUCCGACUUUCAACUACAAAAUGCUGUCGGAUUUUCUGGAGGUUUUCAACCGACAGGCACGGACCAUGGUGCGACUGAUGGAGAAGGAAUUGCGCAGUGAGGGUGGGUUUAAUUGCACAAGGUAUGCGACGCUGUGCUCGCUGGAUAUUCUGUGUGAAACGGCAAUGGGAUGCCCGAUCCAGGCUCAGGAACAAUUCGGAUCGGAUUAUGUUAAAGCCCAUGAGGAAAUUGGGCGCAUCAUGCUGGAACGCUUGCAAAAAAUCUGGCUUCAUCCAGAUUUGAUCUACAAGUGUACAAACUACUACCAACGGCAGGUCGAAUGUUUGAAGGUUUUACAUGGUUUCUCAGAAAACGUCAUAAAACAGCGUCGGCUACAGAGAGAGGUAACCUUGGCCAACGAUCACGUUGAAGACCCAUUGGCAGAAAUUGGACGAAAACGUCAGUUGGCAUUCUUGGACCUACUGCUUGAGGCGACCCAAGAUGGUCAGCCGCUCAGCGAUCGCGACAUCCGUGACGAAGUAGACACGUUCAUUCUGGGAGGUCACGACACUACAGCUACCGCAAUCGGAUGGCUUCUCUAUCUUCUGGGAACGGAUCACCAAGUACAGGAUCGCUUAUUUGAAGAAAUCGACUCCAUCAUGGGAGAGGAUCGCGAUCGACCUCCCACCAUGAUCGAACUCAACGAAAUGAAAUACCUUGAAUGCUGCAUAAAGGAAGCCCUCCGGUUGUUCCCCAGCAUCCCACUAAUAGCUCGCAAACUAACCGAAUCCGUAACCACCGGGGACUAUACCAUCCCCGCGGGGACCAACGCCGUGAUCGUGGUCUACCAACUGCACCGCGAUCCUGAAGUUUUCCCCAAUCCGGACAAGUUCAACCCGGAUCGGUUUCUCCCGGAAAACACCCAAGGACGCCACCAGUACGCCUACAUCCCGUUCAGUGCCGGGCCACGGAACUGUAUCGGCCAAAAGUUUGGCCUCCUCGAGGAAAAAGCCGUGGCCGUAGCCAUCCUACGGAAGUACCGCAUCGAUUCGCUCGAUAGACGGGAGGACCUCACCUUGUACGGUGAACUGGUGCUGAAGUCAAAAGACGGCUUACGAAUUAGCAUUUCCCAAAGACAAUAACACUCUACAUGUAUACUCGAUUAGAAUAAAUCUCACCCAACUGAAUCAACGCCGCGAGGCGCACGCUAAUUUCUGUCCAAUAACUCCAUGAUGAUCGCACGCGGUCCUGUUUCCGCGCUGAGAGCAAUGCGUCUAGUCAAGUUCAAGAUUGUUGUGAGGUGUUCGGCCGAUGAUAUUUGGAUUACUAUUUAGCACCUGGUACUGAACUCGUUUAACUACCGGUAUCGAAACCAAACCAAUACGUAAGAUGACGUUCCAUCUUGCAUACAUAUGCAGGAAGGAAAUAACAUUUAUCGAUGGAGCGCUAAACCACUAAACCAUUUUGAAGAUUACAUC